AUGUUUGGGAAACAAGACAAAAUGGACGUUAGAUGCAGCACAGAGACUGAAGCCAAUCGGGUCUCGAAGAACGGACACAAGGAGGGCAAGGACAGCAAAGGGGCUGAAGGAAAUAUCUCUACUUCUUUUCUGAAGGAGCAACAAGGGACUUUUUCUGCCUCCGCAGCUACCGAAGACUGUAAUAAAACUAAAUCUGGUUCGGCGGAUCCGGACUACUGCAGGAGGAUCUUGGUCAGAGAUGCCAAAGGUUCCAUCCGAGAGAUCAUCCUACCCAAAGGCCUCGAUUUGGACCGUCCCAAGCGGACCCGCACCUCCUUCACAGCCGAGCAGCUCUACCGCCUAGAGAUGGAGUUCCAGCGGUGCCAGUACGUGGUGGGGCGGGAGCGCACCGAGCUGGCCCGGCAACUGAACCUCUCCGAGACUCAGGUACCACCGGGACCGGCCCUGCUCGGGCUGCGAAAUGCCGCGUCUCCCGUAUUCCGGCGGCUCCGCGGCCCUGCGCGCAUUUUGCGCGCCCCGCGCAGGCCCCUGGAACGGAGGGUUGGGGAAGGGUUGAAUAGAGGCCGGGCCCGAGGUGCCCACACGCCGCGAGGACGCGGAGGGGGAAUCGCGGAGCUGCGAGGGGAGUCGGAGGCCCUGAGCCGGCUGUGCGCGCUGCGGACAGCUCCGAGAGCUGCUGCCGGGCUGCGCUGCGCUGCGGCCGGCUCUGAGAGCCCGUCGUGCGUCCGAGGGGAGUGCGGGGCUCCGCACCCCCCGACCGCCGGCACCGCGGCGGGGCCGCCCCCUCCGGCGGCGCUGCACGGAGCGGCCGCCGCCGCCGCCGGGCACGGGCUCUUCGGGCUGCCGGUGCCCACGCUGCUGGGCUCGGUGGCGGGGCGGCUCUCCUCCGCGCCGCUGGCCGUAGCGGGCUCGCUGGCGGGCAACUUGCAGGAACUGUCGGCCCGCUACCUGAGCUCGUCCGCCUUCGAGCCCUACUCCCGGACCAACAAUAAAGAAAGCGCUGAGAAAAAAGCACUGGACUGA
Molecule: messenger RNA, 1023 nt
Organism: Centrocercus urophasianus (Greater sage-grouse)
Lineage: Eukaryota; Metazoa; Chordata; Aves; Galliformes; Phasianidae
Gene: VAX1
Product: ventral anterior homeobox 1
Exons: 3
Coding region: 1-1023 (340 amino acids)
Biological process (GO): brain development; central nervous system development; neuron differentiation
Molecular function (GO): DNA binding
Source: RefSeq, a predicted model, not a curated record